GACUUUUAACGUUCAUGGUACAGAGGAAGGGUCAAGCUACCACCAGGGUCAUUAUCUACCUCUGGAAAUGUCCCCCACAACGCCUACGAAAGCCUUGUCAAAUAUGUGACUCAUUGACCUCAAGCAUCAACCGCCCCCAAAAUCAUGUUACCGUUGAUGAGGUUUCAGGCCCUGCUGCUGCUCUGCUUCUAAAAGAAGUCCGGUGUCCCAACCUCACUACAACGCUGACUACUGCCUUAAGUGUGGUAGUGGAGGAUAGAGGCCGAGUGGAGGCUACAGCGGACUAUUCCUGCGAGAAGGGGAGGAGGAUAGUCGGGAAUAGUCAGCGGAAGUGUGGUAGUAAUGGUAUCUGGAGUGGCAGUCAACCGCGCUGUGAAUGUCCAGAGGAUGCCUACAACACCAUAGGCUCCGAUAGUAGUAGUAGUAGUAGUGUGAGUACUACUUCUACUUCUACCGCUAGCAACACCGGGCUCUACAUCGGACUAUUCUUCGGGCUCAUCCUGGCGAUAGUCUUCAUAGGAGUGCUAGUCUACUUCAGAAUGUUUUGGGCGCCCAGCCGUACACGUGAACUAACAGUCUUGGCUUCAGGGCAGGUCGCUAAAAUGAGUGGUGGCACUGCCCGGCACUUCCUCAAGAAGGCUCUCCUGCCCCUGACUGGCUGGUGUGACAGUGUUGGCAGUCUGCUGCUUCUUGAAGUCCGGUGUCCCAACCUCACUACAACGCUGACUACUGCCUUAAGUGUGGUAGUGGAGGAUAGAGGCCGAGUGGAGGCUACAGCGGACUAUUCCUGCGAGAAGGGGAGGAGGAUAGUCGGGAAUAGUCAGCGGAAGUGUGGUAGUAAUGGUAUCUGGAGUGGCAGUCAACCGCGCUGUGAAUAUGUGACCUGCGACCUACCACAAGGCUUGGAUAAUGGUAGAAUAGUCCGACUCAACCAGACCCUGGAAUACGGUAGCCUGGUCGAAUAUCACUGUCUACCGGAACACAGGCUGGUCGGGGGGAGCUUCCGGAGGUCGUGUGGCGAGCUGGGCGAGUGGUUGGGUGGAGAACCGAAGUGUGUGUUGGGUCCAGAGGAUGCCUACAACACCAUAGGCUCCGAUAGUAGUAGUAGUAGUAGUGUGAGUACUACUUCUACUUCUACCGCUAGCAACACCGGGCUCUACAUCGGACUAUUCUUCGGGCUCAUCCUGGCGAUAGUCUUCAUAGGAGUGCUAGUCUACUUCAGAAUCCACCAGCACCCAAGACCACGCCCGAGCCCAAGCCCCGACCGCCAGCCCGCCCCAAGGCUCCCUCCAUGGCCUCCUGCAGGGCUUGAGGUGGUCAGGCUCCCCACAGUGCUGCCCCUCGCAGUGCCAGGGCAGUGCCACACCUGUAAGCUGCGGCGCCAUGCCCGGUCUGGGGGCGCCGCUGGACUGUUACUGCCGCUAACACAUGCUGGACUACUACUACUACUACUACUACUACUACUACUACUACUACUACUAUCAGUGAGCUUCUCCUACCAUAUCCACCCAUGCCAUAACACCACCACCACUGCAGCAGAGAUGGAUUUUGAAAGCCCUCAUGUGGAGAAGGAGUUUCCGGGCCUGUACGCCUCUGAGUCCUCCAGAGGCAGCGACAGCAAUUUGUUCAGCUUCGCUCGUCUGGAUAUGGAAUGGGAAAGCGUGACACGGAAUGGUUGCCAGUUGAGAGGGUCUUGGGAGGACAUUUUACCUUGCCUCACUGAAUGCCAAGCUACCAAGGACAACCUCUGCUGCUCUGGGUAUCAACUCCUGCACUCCUGGGACUGGCAUAACAUCUGCAUGCCCUUGUAACAACUCACUGCUUCUGCUAUUCAUAACUCCCUUCACCUUAAAAAAAAUAGUUUGACAUAAUUUGAGAGCAGCAGUACAGGCCAGGUAUCAGAGAGGGGUUCAGGCCUAUAUGGGGACACCUCUGUUAGGCUUGUACCUCAAUAAAUAACUAGAAAAAAGUUGGAAAGUGUUAAACAAUGACCAUACGUUACCUAGUCAUGUGUGAAUCCUGACUAUGGAGGGAGAUUAUCCUCAAACACGUACAGUUAUAUAUAUACAUGUCUUUUACCCACCCAGGUGUGCAGUACGGGUGGUGAACUCUGACCUCUAUGAAAUAAAUAUACGUAACAGGAA
Molecule: messenger RNA, 2144 nt
Organism: Eriocheir sinensis (Chinese mitten crab)
Lineage: Eukaryota; Metazoa; Arthropoda; Malacostraca; Decapoda; Varunidae
Product: sushi, von Willebrand factor type A, EGF and pentraxin domain-containing protein 1-like
Exons: 12
Coding region: 15-1811 (598 amino acids)
Source: RefSeq, a predicted model, not a curated record